This is a messenger RNA of Phytophthora infestans T30-4, 709 nucleotides long. RefSeq names its product serine protease, putative. The coding region runs from base 59 to 709 and encodes 216 amino acids. Gene Ontology annotation, molecular function: serine-type endopeptidase activity. The transcript has 2 exons. The record is from RefSeq and is a predicted model, not a curated record. NCBI's taxonomy places the organism in Eukaryota, Oomycota, Peronosporomycetes, Peronosporales, Peronosporaceae. Gene Ontology annotation, biological process: proteolysis.
CCACUCCGGGACCUUCGAAGGACCUAAUAGGUGCUAAAUCCUCCAAACAGUCCGAACGAUGAAGAUUGUACAGGUUGGCGCCUUCGCCGCGACAGUGGCAUCCCUUGCGACGUUCACGUAUGGCUACUCGUUUUCCGAUGUUUCCACGACGGUCAAUACCGAGAAAGAGAGCACUGGCUUGACUGCCAAUGAGGAGAACCGCAUUUACGAGGGUUCAGAUGCAAACAUCGACAAGUUCCCGUUCCUCGCUAGUCUGCGUGAUUCUUUCUUUGACGAGACCUUCUGUGCCGGUACGCUCAUCGCCCCCCAGUACAUUCUUACGGCUGGUCAUUGCAUUAGGACUAGCGAGAUGGACAUUGUCGCCACUUUUGGUACGAACGACAGCACUGGUUCUGGCUCCGGUGAAGCCACCUCGAUACCCGUCAUUAAAGGUUUCCGCCACCCGUUGUACAAGAAGAAGGAGCACUUGUACGAUGUGGGUUUGCUUAAACUCAAAAAGCCGAUUAAGCGCAAAACGGCAAAGCUGUGCGCAGCAGACGGAUCCAGCAACAAGGUCGGUACCCUUGGUACUGUUCUAGGAUGGGGCAAGACCGAGACCAGCGGCGAGCUGGGCAGCCCUAUCCUGCAGCAGCUCACGCUUCCUGUCAUCUCGAACGCGGAGUGUGGCAAAUUUAAGAAGUACGUUGGCCGUGUCACGGAAGUGCGGUGA